ACCAGCGGAGGGAGGAGGACUCAUCUGUUAGCUACAGUUAGCUGGCUAACUAGCUGCUAGCCGGCUAAUCAGAAGCUAAAAAAAUGUUUACUCUCCGCGCUGUGAAAGCUGAACGGGAUGGUUGCAGAGUCGAGGAGACGUACCAUGACAUUACAGAGCCGCGUUGUUGAUGUGUCCGAGCCUUGAGUUAUGCUCUCACGAAAGAAAAGUAAAAACGAAGCGUCAAAACCAGCCGAGGUACACGGGAAAUAUGUGAAGAAGGAAACGUCGCCGCUCCUCAGAAAUCUUAUGCCCUCAUUCAUCCGUCAUGGACCUACUAUUCCCCGACGAGCAGAGGUCCCCCUGCCGGACAUGGGGCCCUCUGCCUACCCUGUGCCGCCCAACAGGGAGCCUGUGGUGUCUCGCAACAAGAGCUUUCUCCGCGCCCCUGUGCAGAGGCCUCCUCAUGAGGUGGCCCGCAGAGAGAGCCACCGCAUGUCUGCACCUCCAUACCUGCCCCGCAGCCUGGGAGACCUGCCCCAUGAGUAUGGGGGCUCCUCACAGUCUUUUCUCACAGACGUGAGCCCCAUGUCUGAGAACGGGGAUGCUGCCCGGUAUUAUUACCCCUCUGAACCGUACUUUGACAACCAGCAGCACCAACAGCAGCGGCAGCAGCCCAGGAGGGUCCCAGACCGCUUUCCCGAGGACUAUAGAUACUAUGAGCACAAUGAACACAACUUCCAAAGACUUCCCCGACAGCACACUCCUCCAGCUCCAAGCAGACCACCUUCAGGCAUAGGUCGAAUCCAGGCCAAGUCCCUUGGGAACCUCUCCAGUCUGACGGGAGAGGACGUCCCACUUCCUGCCGGCUGGACUGUCGACUGGACAAUCCGAGGCAGGAAGUACUACAUCGACCACAACACUAACACCACACACUGGAGCCACCCUCUGGAGAGGGAGGGGCUCCCUCCAGGCUGGGAGAAGGUGGAGUCGGCCGAAUUUGGGGUCUACUACGUGGAUCACAUCAACAAGAGGGCUCAGUAUCGUCACCCCUGUGCUCCUAGCGUCCCUCGCUAUGAUCAGCCUCCUCCUUUACCGCCCCCUGUCACCUAUCAGCCACGUCCUGCAGAGAGGAACCAGCCGGUUCUGGUACCAGCAAACCCGUACCACACAGCAGAGAUCCCCGACUGGCUGCAGGUGUACGCCCGGGCCCCGCUUAAGUACGACCACAUCCUGAAGUGGGAGUUGUUCCAGCUGGCAGACUUGGACACGUAUCAGGGCAUGCUGAAGCUGCUCUUCAUGAAGGAGCUGGAGCACAUCGUCAAAUCGUACGAGGCGUACCGGCAGGCGCUGCUGUCGGAGGUGGAGGCUCGUAAGCAGAGGCAGCAGUGGUACGCCCAGCAGCAGCCCAACAAGAACUUCAUGGGGAACAUGUGAAGAGUUUAUGUUCCCUGCUGGAACGGCUCGCUGCCACACCUCUCUGAGGUCUCCGCUGCUUAGGAGUGGUCGGGGUUUCCUUUGAAAUCGUCGCUCCUAAUUGCCUCUUUACCAAAACACAUCUGUGCCUUUGCUUGAUCCAAAUAUAUCAGCCAAGAAGUCAUACAUGCAUCGACGAGGAGGGGUGGGGUUUCUCCUCUUUAUGUGACACUGAAUCAUGAAUGAGCAUGACUGAAAAAAAAAAAAAAAAAAACACUCCAAUGAAGAAAAUGAACCUACAGCGAACCACAUGUAGAGCCAGAGAACUCUGUUUAUACGACUGAGCUGAACAGAGUCUGAACACUACAGAUAUUUGUCCAAAUCCUCCUGAGACUGUGCCUUUGGACUCAAAUUAAACGCAGCAUUUCAACGAUGUCUGCUCAUGUUUUAUACACACCAGCUACCCGCGCCAUCCUGUCCUGUGGGAGAAAACGACAGGCAGCUUCUUCUCAUGUUUGAAAUAUAUUUCCUCUUUGCUUUGUUACCCUCAUAAACUGAAACCGCACACUUCAACAUUAAACAGAAAGUGUGCAUUUUUGUAUUUUAUGACCUCUUUAUAUGACAAUCCAUCAAAACUUUCACAGAUAUUUAUAUGAAAGGAAAGAAGCAUCAAGUUUGAUGCGGCGGUUUGAGCAUCUCUUGGCAUUACUGUAAGUCAGGAAUAUUCUUAUUUUAUGUGUGAUCGAGUGUGUGAAUGAAACGAAUAAGCUACUGGAACUGUAACACUAAAAAUACAAAAAGUUUGCCAAAUAAGUGCAAUUCAGCUUCUUCUUUACAAUAUUUCUGAAUAUUUCUUGCUUUGGUAAUGCCUUUUUUAUGAACUGACGUUGGGAUGAGGAGCAGGUUCUUGUAAAUAUAUUCCGCUGAUCACCAGUCGAUCAGUUUGAGCUAAUCAGAAAUGUUUUUAUAAUGGAGAUUAUGUUUAGUAUGGAAGCCUGAGGGGGACAUGCAUACAUAUUCCUAUAUACUCCUGUGUUUAGGAAUAAUUUACAGCUGUUUUCUGUUAGUGUUUAUACAAUCUUUUGCUUACUUAUCCCAGAAUGAGAAGCCUAGAAACAGAGAAAACAGCUGAAAUUAUCCUGUUAUCACAGGAAAACUGACAUUUCUGUAAGUUAAGAAAAGCUGGCAACAAUCUAGACCAUCGAUUCCCAACCCUGAGAGGAGGCAAGGCUCUGUCUGCUCUCAGGUCAUCUUAUUUGCAAUUGUUCACAAAAAAAAAAAAAUAUUGACAGUGAUACUGAGCCUGUGGCUUUUGAGACACAUUCAGCUCUUUUUUUGACCAGUUGUGGGUUGAAUUUUUCUCAGGAUUAAUAAAGUAUUAAUCUGGGUCUUUCAAGACUUGCUUGGAAAACAUAAUCUCCCUGAGAAUAUGUAAAAAAAAAAAAAAAAAACACGGUCAUCAGAAAUUCUUUAUAUCAAGCAGCAUCAGUAAAUUUAUUCCCCACACAUAGACAGUUGGUUUUAGUUGCCAAAUUUAGAUGUCAACAUUUAUUUUUUUGUCCUUAAGCCAUAUAUUAUGACCAUAAUUUCUGCACAACCGAGCGGGUAUCUCUUUAAAGUUCAUCUGUUGUGCUGCAAAAUGCUAAUAAUUUUCCACAGCUGUUUCCUGCUGAUGCUAUCGUUGUGAUAGCACCGUCAUCAAUGAGCCUCCACACACUGACCCUAUGUUGUGAAAAUGCAAUAUCUUGCAGACUUUUAUUUUAGGGAAUCACGUUGGGAAUCGUUGCACAGAUUGACUCGACCUGACUAGUCUUGGUUGCUGUCUCUUUCUAUCAAUUUAAACACCAGGGGCAGAAAAGAUAAAUGCUUUAUUUUAAAAAAAAAAUCACAGCAGAAUAAAUUUGUGUUUUAAUUUGGGAGACCAAGACAUUUCUCUAAAGGGCUGCUGAUCCGGUAAUAGUGGAAUAUAUUUACCAGGAACCCCUCUUCAUCGAGUCUUCAAAGAUGCAAACGUCUCGAUCACAUCUUUUCAUCAGUUUGUACAUAUCUGAGUUUGUGGAUAUCAAAUACAGGACAAAAGCAAUAAAGUCUGCAGUGA
Messenger RNA from Cheilinus undulatus (humphead wrasse), 3493 nucleotides. RefSeq names its product salvador family WW domain containing protein 1 (gene sav1). The record is from RefSeq and is a predicted model, not a curated record. Gene Ontology annotation, molecular function: protein binding; molecular adaptor activity. The transcript has 5 exons. NCBI's taxonomy places the organism in Eukaryota, Metazoa, Chordata, Actinopteri, Labriformes, Labridae. Bases 190 to 1416 code for a protein of 408 amino acids. Gene Ontology annotation, biological process: regulation of cell population proliferation; apoptotic process; hippo signaling.